Molecule: messenger RNA, 1480 nt
Organism: Spodoptera frugiperda (fall armyworm)
Lineage: Eukaryota; Metazoa; Arthropoda; Insecta; Lepidoptera; Noctuidae
Gene: CSP9
Exons: 5
Coding region: 151-1032 (293 amino acids)
Source: RefSeq, a predicted model, not a curated record
AGCGGCUACACGCACGCGCGGACCACAACAACACGCCCGGCCGGUGCGCGCGCACGCCCUCGCCAAGCAAAACCGCGCCAUUUUCCUCCGACAUUUUAUAAUAUUAUGUGAAUGAGUUCUUAGUUUAACAUUAAAAGGAAUUAAUUCAAAAUGCGUGCAGUGUUGCUCCUUUGUGCUUUAGUGCAUUUAGUGGUGGGACAAGACGUCAAUGACAUGGUAAACAUGCCUAAAUACGAUCAGAGAUAUGAUUAUUUGGACGUCGAUGCAAUUUUCACGAACAAGAGACUCGUUAGGAAUUAUGUGGAUUGUUUGAUUAAUGCUGUUCGGUGCACGCCUGAAGGAAAAGCGCUGAAACGAAUACUCCCAGAAGCAUUGAGGACGAAAUGCGUCCGCUGCACAGAGCGACAGAAGAGAACAGCAGUGAAGGUGAUCAAGCGGUUGAAGAACGAGUAUCCUGACGAGUGGUCCAAGCUUGCUUCCCGGUGGGACCCCACUGGAGACUUCACCAGAUACUUCGAAGAGUUCCUCGCUAAGGAACACUAUAAUACUAUUCCAGGAUCAGGCAGUGCGCUCCCUACGUCGUCUCCGUUAGCACCACCUCGCGUGCCACAAUCGGUACCAGCCACCACCCCGACUCCAGGCCCCACGGAGUCUACCCCGCCGAGACCAAUCGUACUGAACAGAUUUGGUGGCGACGGCGAGCUAAUGGUGGGCAGUCCCUCGUCCGCGGGCGUUACUCCAAGGCCGAUGACCCAGGCCACCACGAGGCCCAGCAGCACCACGAAGCCUAGCACCACCACGAAGCCGCCUAGUACUAGGCCUGUACCACCCAGACCGACAAUGAUGACAUGGGCUGGUGCAGCUUCAAACACGCAGUCGACGCGUUUCCCACUGCGGCCAGUAUCAGAAAUGUCCCCACCAUACUCCACGGCCAUAACCUUCAUCGACCAAAUCGGUUACAAAAUAAUAAGGACAACAGAACUUGUCACCGACAUAGUCAGGAACACAGUGAGAGCUGUCGUUGGUCGGUAGAUACCAUCAAAAUAAUUGCUCAACAAUAACACGUGAAGUAGGCACAAAAAGCCUUAAUUCCAGUGAAAAAAAAAUAGAGUUUUGACGUAAAGAAGUCGGCCAUAUUGAAUUGUCUAUAGCCGGUUUUCCCUCCAUUUUAAUUUCGUGAAAAAACCACCGACCUUUGGUCACAUUUGGCAAUUAAAAUAGUUAACUUUAUAACUUUAACAGCAUAUUACUGUGAGAUUAUAUUAAAUAAGAAAUAUUUCUACAUAAGUUUAUUGUACGUAGGAGAUUACGAAUUAAUUAAGGCGUAUAGGCCUAUUGUAAUUUGUCAUUAAUUUUAAGUGUUAAAUUAUUAUAAUUUAGGUCGAUAUUACAAUUAAGUAAGGUAAUUACAUAUUGUGAUUACGCAUUAAGCUUUUAUACUGUAAGUCCAGCUGUGACUCAAUAAAUGCUUUUAUUUAUA